This is a messenger RNA of Glycine soja, 1606 nucleotides long. Its product is annotated as gamma conglutin 1-like. Bases 81 to 1397 code for a protein of 438 amino acids. Gene Ontology annotation, biological process: proteolysis. NCBI's taxonomy places the organism in Eukaryota, Viridiplantae, Streptophyta, Magnoliopsida, Fabales, Fabaceae. The transcript has a single exon. Gene Ontology annotation, molecular function: aspartic-type endopeptidase activity. The record is from RefSeq and is a predicted model, not a curated record.
CCUCUCUAUAUUAUUCACAUCAUUAACACGUUUCCUUUUUAUCUCUAUCUUUCUUCACAUCUUAACCUUGUUCUUACCAGAUGGCUGCCUCAGUUAAACUCUUAUUUUUGUCCUUUCUCUCGUUGUUCAUCUCUUUCUCCAUAGCUCAAACCUCUUUCAGACCAAAGGCACUUGUUCUUCCUGUAACCAAAGAUGUUUCUGCCUCAGUUCCUCAGUACGUCACACAAAUCAAACAAAGAACCCCACUUGUGGCAGUGAAACUAACUGUUGAUCUUGGUGGUGGCUACUUGUGGGUGAAUUGUGAAAAGGGCUAUGUCUCAUCCACCUCUAGACCAGCCCGUUGUGGCUCUGCUCAGUGCUCGCUUUUCGGGUUAUAUGGUUGCAGUACUGAGGACAAAAUUUGUGGCCGUUCUCCAAGCAACACUGUGACUGGUGUCUCCACAUAUGGUGACAUUCAUGCAGAUGUUGUUGCUGUCAAUUCCACUGAUGGAAACAAUCCUACUAAGGUGGUUUCUGUGCCUAAAUUCCUCUUCAUAUGUGGAUCAAAUGUUGUCCAAAAAGGCCUUGCUAGUGGUGUCACAGGUAUGGCUGGUCUUGGCAGAACUAAAGUUUCUCUUCCUUCUCAAUUUGCCUCAGCUUUCAGCUUUCAUAGAAAAUUUGCCAUUUGCUUGAGUUCUUCUACUAUGACAAAUGGUGUAAUGUUCUUUGGUGAUGGCCCUUACAAUUUUGGUUAUUUGAACUCGGAUCUCUCCAAGGUUCUAACUUUCACCCCUCUCAUUUCAAACCCUGUUAGCACUGCUCCAAGUUAUUUCCAAGGGGAGCCCUCAGUGGAAUACUUUAUUGGGGUGAAAUCUAUUAAAGUCUCAGACAAAAAUGUAGCAUUGAACACAACCCUGUUGUCUAUCGAUAGAAAUGGCAUUGGAGGGACUAAGAUUAGUACUGUUAAUCCAUAUACUGUCAUGGAGACCACAAUUUACAAAGCUGUGUCUGAGGUCUUUGUAAAAGAGGUGGGAGCCCCUACAGUUGCACCUGUGGCUCCAUUUGGGACUUGCUUUGCAACCAAAGACAUUGGGUCUACAAGAAUGGGUCCAGCUGUUCCUGGCAUAGAUCUAGUGUUGCAGAAUGAUGUGGUGUGGACCAUCAUUGGUGCCAAUUCAAUGGUGUAUGUUAAUGAUGUAAUUUGCUUGGGUUUUGUGGAUGCUGGAUCAAGCCCAAGCGUGGCCCAAGUUGGAUUUGUGGCGGGUGGUUCUCAUCCAAGGACUUCAAUCACAAUUGGAGCACAUCAAUUGGAGAACAACUUGCUACAAUUUGAUUUGGCAACCUCAAGGCUUGGCUUCCGCUCUAUCUUUUUCGAUCACAGCAACUGUGCCAACUUUAACUUUACCUCUUCUGCUUAGAAUUUGAUAUUAUUCUACUAUAUUCAAAACUUGUAUCUUAAUUAAGACCAAUGUGUGUAGACGAGGAGAUGAAUAAGUGAGGUUAUAUUUAUGCAUAACCUCCAUAGUCUUGUUCCCUUUUGUCUACAAAAUAAAGAGCACAUGGAGGACGUAUUCAUCUUACAUCUUGAAUUACUCCAUUAUACGACAUGGUUACCAUUGUUAUAAAA